Molecule: messenger RNA, 1260 nt
Organism: Equus quagga
Lineage: Eukaryota; Metazoa; Chordata; Mammalia; Perissodactyla; Equidae
Gene: JCHAIN
Product: joining chain of multimeric IgA and IgM
Exons: 5
Coding region: 220-696 (158 amino acids)
Biological process (GO): humoral immune response
Cellular component (GO): pentameric IgM immunoglobulin complex
Molecular function (GO): immunoglobulin receptor binding
Source: RefSeq, a predicted model, not a curated record
CAGAAGGCGGACCAGCGGGGCUGCUGGGUCCCCGGGCGCCGCCCCCUCCUCGACUUCUCCCGGGAAGGCUCCCUGCCGGGGCCCCGGGGCUGGGACCCGGCGAGCACGUGGGAGGCUGGCGAGGACCAGCGCCCGGCCCGGCCGGGGAGGGGAGGCCGGCGGGAGCCCGCGGCCUGGGGAGACUCGGAGCUCCAGUUUUUCAAAAGCGGUGAAGUCAAGAUGAAGAACCAUUUGUUUUUCUGGGGAGUCCUGGCCAUUUUUGUUCAGGCUGUUCUUGUGACAGCCGGAGAUGAAGGUGAAAGGAUUGUUCUGGCUGACAACAAAUGUAAGUGUGUCCGGGUUACUUCCAGGAUCAUCCCCUCUCCUGAAAAUCCUAAUGAAGACAUUCUGGAGAGACACAUCAGAAUUAUUAUUCCUGUGAACAGCAGAGAGAAUAUCUCUGAUCCCACCUCACCAGUGAGAACCAAAUUUGUGUACCAUUUAUCCGACCUCUGUAAAAAAUGUGAUCCUGUAGAAGUGGAGCUGGAUAAUCAAGUAGUUACUGCCUCCCAGAGCAAUAUCUGUGAUGAAGACAGUGAGACCUGCUACGCUUAUGACAGGAACAAGUGCUACACAAAUAGGGUCCCACUUACCUAUGGUGGUCAGACCAAAAUAGUGGAAACAGCCUUGACCCCAGAUUCCUGCUAUCCUGACUAAUUUAAAUCAUUGCUGACUGCACAUCUCCUUAUCUUAAAAGGCUCUCCAUUUUGAUACGUAUAGUUAAUAUAUUUACUAAUGAAUUGGAAACCAUUACUUUUUUUCAGAUAAUAUAAUAAUAACUUCUCCCCCCAAAUAAUUGAAGUAGCAACAUUGUUAUUUUUAUUGGGUAAUUACUUCUCAACUGUAUGUUCAUAUGUUCACACUCAGUAUUGAAUCUCUCACUGGCCUGAUGGGGUAUGCAUCCUUAAGAAUAUAAUUUCUGGCAUUUAAAAAAAUAGACAAGGGCAGAAAAUAAAACUCAAAGAGUAAAAAUCAGGAGAGAGAAUUAAAUUUUGCCUUUUCUUUUUGCUAUGCCUUGGAGAGCCAGAGCUUUUGCACUUUCCAUACUAUUUUCUUUUAAUAAAAUAUCACUGUGCAGAGAAAAUUUAUAUGUAAACGUAAGUCAAUUAUAUGUUUUCAUUAGAAAAAUAAUAAUUGGAAAACAUGUUUUGGAAAUAUUUAUAAAAAUCAUUUAAAAUGGGUCUCUAAUGUUUAUCAAACCAGUUAGCCAAAAGUGACAUA